GAAGGAGAGAGAACGAGUUCUUGCGCCCCAUGUGGAAUCAUGUUGCUGCGAUGGCUGAGCCUCCCCUUCAGCGCGGCGGCCAUGAGCUGCUUCUCGGAGAUCAAGUUCGGGUGGUGCGAGUACAGCAGCCUUGAGCCUUCGCAGCCCCCAAGCUGUCCAGACUACGUCUUCAGCAUCGCGGGCUUCCAGCGGAAGCUGGACUCCCACUACCACGCUGGGGCGCGGCCGCCCCUUUUGGAGGCCUUCUUCCUGGUCCGACUGCACGACGACUACAAGCAAAGCCUUGUGGAUGCCGACUGCCCCAACCCUCUGAUCUUCGCCUUGCUGUUGGCCAGCGAGGUGAGCCUCCUGGCGCCGCCCUGGAAGGACCUUGACCGGGCCUUUGGGCUGGCUUCAAGCGCGAUGCAGCUGAAGUCGACGGAGAUGGGUGAGCUGCUGCAGGACUUUGCCAUGGCGGCUUCCACCGAAGGCCGGCAGCUCUACGAGUGGGGCCUGCGUUUGGCGAAGGAGGCCUCCCCGUUCCAGCAGCACUUGAUGGCGUCGCGCCCGGCGGCCUGGCCGCUGCAGGCCGCGAUCAAGCGCGUGCAGGACGCCCAGGACGCCUUGGGAGAUGCAGUGCCCUUGGCGCUGAUGCCGCGCGACGGCGCGGUACCCUGCGAGACGACGAUCCGCGCGUUGGCCGCGUCGUUUCGGACGGCGUGCGUGGAGUCCGCCAAGGCGCCCUUCAGGGUGGACUUUGUGGUGGCGCACUGCCGGGAGACCUUGGACUGGCUGGUUCUCAAGCUGCAGCGAGUGCCGCCCCACUCCAGGUCUCACGCUUAG
Effrenium voratum is the source of this 822-nucleotide messenger RNA. NCBI's taxonomy places the organism in Eukaryota, Dinophyceae, Suessiales, Symbiodiniaceae. The record is from the annotation of a GenBank genome assembly.